Molecule: messenger RNA, 1456 nt
Organism: Biomphalaria glabrata
Lineage: Eukaryota; Metazoa; Mollusca; Gastropoda; Planorbidae
Product: 39S ribosomal protein L21, mitochondrial
Exons: 5
Coding region: 53-802 (249 amino acids)
Cellular component (GO): mitochondrial large ribosomal subunit; ribosome
Molecular function (GO): structural constituent of ribosome
Source: RefSeq, a predicted model, not a curated record
AUGUACUGCCUAUUUACAAGGGACGCUACUCAGAAAAUAAUUAAACGAGGUUAUGAACAAGGAUACAGCAAUGGCUGCAAAAACAUGCAUUUUUGGCCUUCUAAAACCAUUUUUGCAGUCAUGCUCUUUGUCCAAAAAUUGCUGUGGUGCUAGAAAUCUCAGCUCUGUAGCUGGAAAUUACUUAAGAGCACACAUAGGAGUAGUAGGUCUGUGCAGUCAUUAUGGAAACGGCCAUGUACUAUCACAGCAGUCAUCACCUGUGUAUCAUUCAUAUCGUUGUAAAAGUAUUCAACUUGCAGAUUCAACAACCAGCUGGGCAAUGGGGGUUUGUGGCAUUGAAGAACUAGAGGAUUUCGUUCCUUUAACAGACCCAGAGCUGCAGAAAGGGGUAGCAGAACGUGUAAAUACAAGCAUAGAGCUGGGUGAAGCAGGACGCCUGUUUGCUGUUGUUUACAUAAGAGGCAUGCAACAUAAAGUCACAGCUGGAGAUAUUAUUGCUGUUAGGCUGAACUUUCCACCAAAUGUUGGUGACAGAAUACGCCUAGAAAAAGUCCUUGCUGUAGGUGGGAAAGAUUUCACACUAUUUGGACAGCCCAUGUUGAGCCGUGAUGUUGUUCGAGUGGAUGCCACUGUUGUUGAAAAAACUUUAUCUCACAGUCGUAUUUGGCGAGUUUACCAGAAAAGGAAAAGUUUCCAAAGAUUCCAUUUAUUUCGUGAGCUGUACACAAUGCUAGUAAUCAAUUCAAUUCAAGUAGGAAAAUUACCAGUUGAAGCCCAGGAACAGAUAGAUGAAAAAAAAUAAUUUAAAAAAUGUAUAUAACCAGAUAUUUGUGACAUAAAUUUGACUUGAUUUUGUGGAUGAACUGAAUGGUCAGCACUAACUCAUAAUAUUUGAAAUUCAUUUAGAGAACGGUGCAUUUCAAGUAGUUUUCAAAGUAUAAUUGUUGCUCUUGAGAGCAGGCAAAUUUUUUCCUGUUGAGGUUUUUGGUGCCUGACCCAAUAACAUAAUUUAUUUCAUUAAUGAAUAAGUUAGGAGCACUAGGAGGCAUUGUAUCAACUGAGAACAUUGCACAUUUUGUAUUUGUCAAAGUAUUUGUGUGAGACUAAAAUUAUGAGCCUUAAACAACAAUCAAUUCUGUCAUUUCUAUUAAAUACUACUUAGUUACCAUUUAUGGCACACUAUUUUUUUUUCUUUUCAAUUUCUUGUUUUAUCCUUAUAAAAUUUAAACUUUAAAUUAAUGGCCCAUUUAAUUAUUUUUAAAGCAUUCUAUGUUACAAUGUAAAAAUUUCAGAGAAAUGUCUCUCUUUUCAUUUUAUAUUUUUAAUAGUAAUCAUGUUUACUUUCUAUGAAAACAUGUUUUCAAGGUACUGAACUGUUACAUUACAAUUUGAUCAGAAAAAAUGUACAAAUGUGUUUGACAGGCUUUUUCUUGUCAUUAAACAUUGAUUUACUGUC